AUGCAGGCUAGUCAUAUUAUACUAGAUAGGCCGUGGCAGUUUGACAAGCAGGUAACUUUUAAUGGCGUGACUAACAAGUAUAGCUUCUUGUACAAUAGUAAGAAAGUCACCCUAGCUCCCCUUUUCCCAAAAGAAGUGCAUGAAGACCAAUUGAAAUUGCAACAGGAGUAUGAGAAGUAUUGUUCAAAAAAGAAAGAAAAUGUGAGCGCCGGGGCAAAAAGGGAGAGAAAAAAGGCUAUAGAUAGUUCGGCAAGUGAGGUUAAAUUCGAGGGAAAACAAAUGCUCCUAAUAAAAGCCAAGAAAGUGAGGAAGUUAAUGAGAGAUGAGCAGUCGCUUCUUAUGCUUGUUAGCAAAGAAGUAGCUCUAAAUGUGCAUGAACUUGAUACUAACAUACCUCUUGAGGUUGUGUCUCUUUUGCAGGAGUAUGCUGACAUCUUUCCUGGGGACGUGCCAAGUGGAUUGCCACCACUUAGGGGCAUUGAGUAUCAGAUUGAUUUCAUCCCUGGAGCUUCAUUGCCAAAUCGACCAGCUAGAAGAGCAACUCAGAGGAGACUAAGGAGUUGCAAAGGCAAGUGGAUGGGCACGUGA
This is a messenger RNA of Coffea eugenioides, 588 nucleotides long. RefSeq lists its product as uncharacterized. Bases 1 to 588 code for a protein of 195 amino acids. Lineage: Eukaryota; Viridiplantae; Streptophyta; Magnoliopsida; Gentianales; Rubiaceae. The record is from RefSeq and is a predicted model, not a curated record. The transcript has a single exon.